AUGCGAAUUUUAAUGUGGUAUUUUUUUGUACUCAUCGCUAUUAAUGCAGCUCUAAAGAUCAAUGCCAAGUCAAGACAAAAGGCGAAACUGGCAGGCGACGACCCGCUACGAGCGUAUAAUGAGGUCGUGCAGAAUUUGAUAAAGAACUGGGAGUCUCCCGUUGUUUUCCUCAGAGAUCGAGGUUUUCUGCCUAAAAACUUUGAGGAUACGUCGAAAAUCAAACCCAAUUUAGACGCUCUGAUGCAAAGAAUUGAGAGAGCCAAAAGGAAUCAACCGAUUAUAAAGAUACAACACAGAGAAAUGCGGGAGAUAAAGCGGCCAAGAAAUCAUCGCGGAUUUGGGGCCACCUCGGGAUCUAUGCUUUCCAACUUGGAGCAGUUGAAAGCCCUAGACAGCAAGGGAAAAAAGUCGAAGUCUAGGGCAAAUGAUCAGGAGCUACAACUGCUGGCCAUGAAGCGGCGCUUGGAACAGUUGCAACAAGGAGCCGAAACUCAGGAUCCACCAGGAUUCCGUAGACAGAUCAAACUAAUGCCAAGAGCCAAGGAUCCGGUCAAGUCUGCGCAGAGCUACGAUGAAGUAUUGCAGCGAAUGAUUGAAAAGACGAGUCCGCACUUUAAGCAGCGCCCCAAUUUGCAUCUAGAUAAAGUUGCAUCUUCCAAGGAAGAUAAACUGUUGCAUUCGGCCCCUCUAAGCUUGAGUACGUAUAGAGCGCACAGCUAUCAGCCCAUUCUAACCGAUCUGCCCAAAUCUAGUCGAGCCCAGGAGGCCAAGGAAGUCAAAGAUGACGCGAUUGAAUCGGAAUUGGCGGCCCCCAGGUAUCUGAAUUGGGACAUGAAAAAAGGGCGACUCGAUCAUUACUCAAGCGUCGAGAAGGAGGCCUAUUUGAAUCAGUUAGUAAGAGUUUUUGGCCAGAACCUGGACUUGAAGGAGAGCCAACAAAAAAAGGGAUGACC
Messenger RNA from Drosophila takahashii, 953 nucleotides. RefSeq lists its product as uncharacterized. The record is from RefSeq and is a predicted model, not a curated record. NCBI's taxonomy places the organism in Eukaryota, Metazoa, Arthropoda, Insecta, Diptera, Drosophilidae.